CAAACGGUGUGUUACCGGUGCGUCUAGCACGCAAUCCACAGAUGCCGAGCUCCUGGGGCAAACGCUGCCGCUGGGCCAGACAAGGGUUGACUUUAUUACCCCUGGCCUCGCGACGCCACCUUUGUGGGAAAUAGGAUGGCACGGGGCAUGGACCCAAAGUUUGGGGACGGGUAGCGGAGCUAGUUCGUGAUCGACGCUGCUUGCUGUCGAUUUCCAGCCCUCGCUCUGACUCGUGUUGUCGUUCUAGUCUCGAUCCUGCGACCCCUAGCUCUUUGUGAGUCCUGGAAUGGACGGUCAUGGGCGAAGAAAGGGCAUGAUCUACUCGACACCAUGUAAACAUCUAAUGGUUUGGCCUAUUGGUGAUCUUUUGCCAUGCCGGCAUGCCGAUCGAUUGCAGUGCCGUCGAUGGCUGCACAAGCUUUAUCUAUCCGCAGAUUCAGAAGCAAAGAACAGUCUUGAUAUGGCAACUCGCCGGGUCAGCAACGGGGCUGUCCGGAGAGUCUGAUCCGCCCAACCGCCAUGCGUGCAAACCUUCGAGGUCUAUUCGUCACUCUCGCCCGCCCUUGACCCCAUUGAUAUGAGGGUUCUGUGGUCUGCCCUGUCAAUCACACACCCCGCCCUCGGCGCUAGUCCCGGGCUUCGACCUCCUCGGGCAGUCUGGUCCAGCGCCGGUCAGAGCGCCGUCAAGAUGCGGAUGGCAGCGCGCGACACCUUGGGCCAAAUUGAGGCCUGCAGCCACCCCAACGCCAGCCUUUCGCUGGCUUCCUUGGGGCCGUCGUAGUCCAUCUUGAGCAGGAACUAUUUGUCGUUCAGUGUGAGCGGCACUUUGUCAACUUGCCACUAAAACCUGCAUGUUUGCCCCCGCCUCGACUGCAGAACCUUCAUCUCUCCAUUCAUGAGGGGAUGGUCAGCGCCUAUCAGAAAACCAAGACGAUCACGGUGACAACCCCCAACCUCACCGGCCUGACCUGCAGAUUCAUGUACAGCGAUUGCCCGAGACCAGAACGAGGUGAAGUCUAAGGCAACCGCAUACCGGGCCACGAUGAUGGGGACUUCGUCGCCGCCGCCAACGCCGCGGGCGGUGCGGCCGCCAACAAGAGACAGUCUGGCCAGGCGACUCAGGAGCAACUCUGGUCUGUCGCUGCACACCAACCCGGCCGCGCUGCGCCAAUACACAGACUACGGUUCAGACGGCACCCCGGUCAGAUCCGAGUUCGCGGUCGAGUGGGGAGCUAUCGAUUCCGUGUCGGGCAGUCCGCCCGGCAGCACUCCUGGAAGUCGCAUGAGCGUCGCAAGCAUGCCACCUCUAACGGGGAGGAAUGGCGCCGACGGCUCGGCCUCGCCAUGCCCUGGGCCUGACAUAUUCGGCAAGGAGGUCAUGCAGAUGGUGUUGAAGAACCCCGAAGCCUCGGACCAGCUACUGCAGUUCGCCGAGACCAGGAAGUCGGCCGAGGGUAUGGAGUUUCUGAUGAAGCUCAAGGAGUAUGCCCACUGCGUAAACGCCGUCACCUCCAGCAUGGCAGCAAUAUCGAGCACAUUCAUGUCGGUGGCGGCCCCGUCGCCGCUGCGGCUGCCGCACCAGACCUCGCGCGUACUCAACGCGGAUGUCAAACACGUCGCCAUCUCCAUCCUGCCGACGCUCGAGACGCUGUUCGCCGACGCCCGCGCGCACGUCGAGCACCGCAUCGCCCGCGAGUUGUACCCGGCCUUCGUCCGCACCCAGCUGGCCCUUGCCACGUCGGUCGCCCUGGCCACCGAGGUCCGCCACUCGGCGCGCCAUUUCGACCCGCGCUUCCCGGGGCUGGCUGACGCCUUCUGCCUGGCCGACCCGCUCCAGUUCGACUGCCCCGUCGCCUUCGCCUCGGACGGCAUGGCCGACCUGGCCGGCUGCGCCACCGACGAGAUCGUCGGGCGCAACUGCCGCUUCCUCCAGUCUCGCGGCGGCUCGGCGACGGCCGGUCAGCAGCUGCACCCCUCCACAGCCCGACUGCGCGCCGCCAUGCAGGCCGUAGCCAUGGCGUACCCCGCCGGGGCGCCUGUGGCCGACAGCAGCAGCGGCAUCCUGGAGUUGGUGCUCAACUACCGCCGCGACGCCGACGGCACCCCGCAGCCCUUCUGGAACCUGAUCUUCGUCUGCCCGCUCACCACAGCCACGGGCCGUGUCGCCUACUACCUGGGCGGCCAGGUCAACAUCACCGAGGCAGUCGGCACCCACAAGGAGCUGCUCGACAUCCUGGGCUGCGCCGGCCCGCCCCGCCCGACGACGUCGUCGACGGGCCGCGGGUCGAGCGAGGUUGGACCUACGAGCUCGCCGUUGGUGGCCUUUCGGACCCCCAGGACCGACGUCACGGCAACGCCCGUGGACGGCGACGGAAGCAGCAGCGGCGGCGAGGAUACGGAGCUGCCCUCGGGCAAGACGGGGCGGUACAGGCAUCUCCGUCGGAAAAGGACCAAGAACAAGCAAAAGAAGGAAGCUGGCAAGGCCGAUGCCGAAGGCGACAAGCGGGGCCGGGGAGACGCGCCGGCGCCCGGCAGCAACGGCGACAACCAGCAGCAGCAGGAGGACGAGCGGGCCAGGCGGCGGUCCAUGCCACGAGGGUUUAGCUUCAAGACGUUUCGCAGACAGCAGUCGUUCGAGAACAGCACCGGCGCGCCGCCCCGGGCACCCUCCCGCACCGCCACGCGCACCCCGACGGCCAUGGCCAGAGACGGCGCCGCCAGCCCGACGCCCCCGCUCACGAUCCCGCUGUCGCUGCCGUCGCCAAGCACCGCCAGCGGCUACGGCUACGGCUACGGCGGCUUCGGCGGCUCGCCCACCUGCCUCACCCCGUCGCCCACGUGCGCGCCGCUCCGCUACCCCAUCCCGACGCCGCCGCCCGAGUCAGCCAGCGACACAGCGGCAGGCCCGCCCGAGUUUUCCGGCGCGUACAUCCGGCACAUGGUCCUCGAGUACGCGCCGGCCCAGAGCGGCGGCGGCGACGGCGGCGGCGGGUCCCCGGCUCGGCUGCGCGUCGAGUUCUGCUCGGCCGCGGCGCUCGAGCUGCUCGGGAUCCCGCCCGCCGACGCGCCGCGCGUGCUACACCAGGACGUGCUGGCCGUGCUGGCCGAGGGCGCGGGCGCCAUGACGUCCGUCACCAAGGCCUUUGCGCGCGCCCUGCUGGCCAGCGUGGCGGACGGGAAGAGCACCAGCAACCGCAUUACUAUCGGCGGCGCUUCGCUCGAGGGCGAAGCUGAGGGGAGUGGAAGUGGAGGUGGGGGAUUCCCGUUCUCAGCCGCCAGGCGGCGGUCGGCGACGGCGGUGGCGGGCAAGAAGAAACAACGCAUGAUGCCGAGCAUCCUUACAGGGCGCAGCGAAUCGCAGCAGCAGCAGCAGGCGGUCGAAGAUGCGGGGGCGGCUACGCCCAGUCCGUCUGCGCGAAUGGGGGAUGUUUUUGAGGGGUUUGCUGCGUGGAAGGGGCUGGGUGGCGGUGGCUCAGGGAGUGGGAGCGGGGUUGCUGUGUCAAGCGCACAGCAGCAGCAGCACCACCACCAGAAAGAGCAGGAUAUCGUGUGUCAUUGGACGCCGUUGAGGAACGCCGAGGGAAGCGUGCGCUGGGUGGUGCUAAUCCUGGCGCCGGCGUCGGGUUGAGGACUGGAACGGCUGGUUGGAGAUGCGGGCGUGCUUGUAAAAACAGUGACGUUUCCUUCCUUGUCUCGAGUUGAUGACAUUCUAGCUAAGCAUGGUUUAAAUAUGAUGACGUAUGACCUGGU
Messenger RNA from Gaeumannomyces tritici R3-111a-1, 3750 nucleotides. RefSeq lists its product as hypothetical. The transcript is spliced from 3 exons. Gene Ontology annotation, cellular component: nucleus. Lineage: Eukaryota; Fungi; Ascomycota; Sordariomycetes; Magnaporthales; Magnaporthaceae. The record is from RefSeq and is a predicted model, not a curated record. Bases 1043 to 3628 code for a protein of 861 amino acids.